AUGCCCGUGCUAGCGGGUGAGCAAUCGCCUAAGAGUGUGGACCUGCACUUCGUAAAGGCCCUCGACCUGGCGGGCAAUCCUGUCAAGCUGGUGGAGAACGAAGCACGAAGCGGUACGGCUUUCGUCUUCAUUUCUUCAGAUUGCCCACUGUCGAGACAGUACAUCCCAGAGUUGAAUCGUCUGGCUGGUUCCGUAGCUUCGGAGGAUGUCGGCUUCUAUGGGAUUCUUUCCGAUCGCACCGUCGAUCGAGCGACUGCCCAACAGUUCGCCAAGGAGUUCAACAUCCAGUUCCCAGUGCUGUUCGAUGCCACCGGUGAGCUAGCCGAAUUGAUGCAGCCCUCGCAUGUUCCACAAGCCUAUUUGGUCGAUUCCCAGGGAGUUGUUGUUUAUCGGGGACGGAUCGACGACCUAUAUGCCGAUGUCGAUAAACGUCGCGAUGAGCCUCAGCAACGAGAUCUCUUCGAUGCAAUGACUGCUCUGGCCUCCGGUGAGAGCAUUGAGCCGAAAGUCACCGAGACCGUGGGCUGCUUGUUCGAGAAUCGCUCUGAACUACCCGAAGACGGUGAAGUAACUUACACGCGGGACAUCGCGCCGAUUGUGUUCGCCAACUGUGCCGAAUGUCAUCGGCCGGGCGAGGUCGCUCCGUUUUCGUUGCUCACCUAUGAAGACGCCUCGAAACGGGCCAACUGGCUCAGCGAGGUAACCAGCAGCGGGUUGAUGCCACCUUGGCGGGCCAAAAUCGGCCACGGGCAUUUUCUUGAUGAGCGCCGUCUGACAGAGAAGGAAAUCGAACUUAUUCAGAAGUGGGCAGAUGCCGGGGCUCCGCGUGGUGACGAGGCCGACAUGCCGCCUCUGCCGGAGUUUCCCUCUGGCUGGCGUUUGGGUACGCCCGAUCUCGUCGUCGAGGCUCCCGCUUUUGUCACCGUGCCGGCCGACGGUCCUGACAUUUUCCAUCAUUGGGUCAUGCCCAUUGAAAUUCCCGAAGGCAAAACGCUGAUAGGCUUCGAAUUUCAUCCAGGCAAUCCCGCAGUCGUGCAUCACGCGGUUCUAGGGCUGGACUCAACUGGCGGAUCGCGUCGCCGCGAUGCCGAGACACCGGAACCGGGAUAUCGUUCUUCCGGAUCUAUUGAGGGUUCGAUGUCGGCGUUCGUUGGUGUGUGGACUCCCGGCGUAACCCCCCGUUUCUAUCCUGACAACGUGGGGCUGAAGGUCACCGAGAGCACCGACCUGCUGCUCCAACUCCACUUGCACCCUAGUGGCAAGGAAGAAGCAGACAAGUCAUCAGUCGGCUUGUACUUUUCAGACAAACCUGCAGACGAGUUGAAGACGCAGUCGAUGUUCAUCACCGGCUCCUUGAUCAUCGAUAUCGAGCCCGGCGACGAUAACUACCAAGUGAAGUCUUCUGUCACACUCCCAGUUGAUCUUACGCUUACAUCGGUCUUCCCUCAUUUGCAUCUCAUCGGCAAGGACGUUCGUGUCCUUGCUACGUUGCCCGACGGCGAAGAGAUGCCACUGAUCACCAUCGAUGACUGGAACUUCUACUGGCAAGACAUCUACACCUACAAGAAGCCGGUCGUGCUGCCGAAGGGCACUAAGGUCGAUCUGGUCGCUCAUUACGACAACUCUGCUGCAAACCCCUUGAACCCCAACAGCCCUCCCGAAAAGGUGCUCUUCGGAAACGACAGCGACGAUGAAAUGUGUUUCGUGCUGUUUCAAUCCAUCGACGAGGGCAACGGCGGCAUGCGUCGGAUGGGGCCAGCCAUGAUGACUUCGUUCAUCAAGGAGUGGAAUGAAGCCGACCUCUCUUACGAAUCCCGCGAGCACAUCGUCGACGAGGCGCUCAAGCUUUUCGGUGGCGGAAGGGGACGAGAAGGGGCCGAAAUGUUCCGCCGCAUGCUGUUGGGCAGUAAGCCGAAAGAGAAAGAAUCGGACAAAGAUCCGGCCGGCUUGGAUUGCCAUCGCACAUUGGAAAUAGUCUUAGCGAGCAGAAAUGUGACGAGCACGCUGAAACGUGAGAAGGUCUCUGCAGACCCGCUUGCCGACAACAUCUUAAGGGCGAUCCGACGCAUCCUUCGCAAGGCGGCCGAAGACCGUCAGCAACUAGCCCUCGACGGCGACCUCUCGGUUUCAGAGUUGCUUUGUCUACGGAGAGUUGCCGAGGCAACCACGGCCGACCCCAUCACCGUGGCCGGCGUUGCGUCUGCAGUGCAGCUAUCGAAUGCUACCGUGUCCCGCAUCUCCGAUCGCUUGGACGCCGCGGGACUCAUCGUACGCAAUCGGAGUAAGGUGGACCGCAGGAAAGUCUUUCUAAAGCUCACCCCCAAGGGUAGGCGACGUGUUAAGAAACUGCCGCCCCCAUUACACGAACAGUUUCUCGCCAGGCUCACUAAACUGCGAAAGAGCGAUCAACGUGAUCUCCUAGAGUCGCUCGAACGUAUCGUUGAAAUGAUGGGGGCAACCGAUCUCGAUGCGGCCCCCAUGCUCACGCCAGAAGCGAACGUCAAGUCAUCCACGCGAACUUGA
This is a messenger RNA of Cladocopium goreaui, 2523 nucleotides long. The record is from the annotation of a GenBank genome assembly. Lineage: Eukaryota; Dinophyceae; Suessiales; Symbiodiniaceae.